Punica granatum (pomegranate) is the source of this 1965-nucleotide messenger RNA. The record is from RefSeq and is a predicted model, not a curated record. NCBI's taxonomy places the organism in Eukaryota, Viridiplantae, Streptophyta, Magnoliopsida, Myrtales, Lythraceae.
ACUUAAUUAGCCGUUAUUUUUGUUUAUGGUAACUAAGUUAAUCACCGAUCCAUUGCUAUAAUAUUUGUAACUGUUGAUUCACAUUCCAUUUCCCAUAGGCGAAGCUUUAAACUCUAUAUAUACCAUUAUAUAUCUCUCAAUUCUGUCUCUCAAUAUAUUUCAACGAGAGAGGAUGAUGGAGGAGACCAGCUCGCUGAUAAAGAGUGUGCCCGGAAAUAAUGGAGAUGAAGAGGAAGCAACAAUAAAGCUGGAAAUCGAUGAUCACACUCAUAGCUCAGUUGCAUCAGCACCAGCGGCGGCGGCACGGAUUAGCUUGAGCUCAUUCACAAAAGAGGUGAAGAGGGUGGGCUCCAUCGCCGGGCCAAUGGUGGCCGUUAGCUUCUCUCAGUACGCACUGCAGACGAUAUCCACCAUGAUUGUGGGCCACCUCGGAGAGCUUGCCCUCUCUUGCACUGCCAUUGCCGUCUCCUUUGCAGGCGUCACCGGCUUCAGCGUCCUCUUAGGAAUGGCGGGUGCGCUGGAAACGCUCUGUGGUCAAGCAUAUGGAGCUGAGCAAUACCACAUACUCGGGACUCAAACGCGAACGGCCAUCUUCUGUCUCAACCUCUGCUGCCUCCCUUUGUCUCUUCUCUGGCUGAAUGUUGAAAAACUUCUCAUCCUCGUAGGCCAAGACCCUUUAAUCUCUCAUGGAGCCGGAAAGUUCAUGCAGUGCUUGGUUCCUUCCCUCUUCGGCUAUGCAACUCUUCAGCCCCUCAUCCGGUUCUUCCAGAUGCAGAGCCUUGUGGGUCCAAUGCUUGUGAGCUCCAUCGGGACCCUUCUCUUCCACAUCGCAAUAUGCUGGAUCUUGGUGUUCAAGUCAGGGCUUGGGAAUCUUGGGGCUGCUCUGGCAAUUAGUCUCUCGUACUGGGUGAACGUGGUUUUCUUUGCGCUGUACAUUAAAUUCUCGCAUGUGUGCACAAAAACGUGGGGUUCCACCUCGAUGGAAAUAUUCCGUGGGGUGGGGGAGUUCUUCCGCUUUGCGAUUCCUUCUGCUUUGAUGCUCUGUCUGGAGUGGUGGUCAUAUGAGCUGCUUAUUUUGCUCUCUGGGUUUCUACCAAAUGCAAAGCUUGAGACUUCGGUUUUAUCCAUAUGUCUAUCCACAAUUACAACACUCUACACAAUACCCUAUGGACUCGGUGGUGCUGGAAGCACGAGAGUGUCAAAUGAAUUAGGAGCAGGAAACCCACGAGCAGCUCGAGUUGCGGUUUAUGCCACGAUGUUCCUUGCGAUAGCAGAGAUGAGCAUAGUGAGCACAAUCCUGUUUGUUGGUAGACGUGCUUUCGGGUACAUAUUUAGCGAUGACGAGGAAGUUGUGGAGUAUGUCACAAGAAUGGCUCCCCUUGUCUGUAUCUCUGUCAUCCUCGAUAGUUUACAUGGAGGUCUUUCCGGAAUAGCCAGAGGAUGCGGGUGGCAGCAUAUAGGAGCAUUCGUUAACUUUGGUGCUUUCUAUCUUUGUGGGAUCCCAAUAGCUCUUAUUUUGGCCUUCUGGGUGAAGAUAAAGGGAAUGGGCCUCUGGGUUGGAAUACAAACUGGUGUUUUCGUGCAAAGUCUUCUUCUAGCAAUCAUCACCGGCUGCGUUAACUGGGAAAGACAGGCAAGUAAGGCAAGGGAGAGGAUACAUGAUGGAAGCGUUUCUAAGGAUAUAUGAGGGAAGCGUUUCUAAGAAUAUAUGAGGGACUACAGGUUUUAGAUGGCCUUUGACAGUUGGUGUGAAGGAAAAUGAAGGAAAUAGUGCGGAGGAAAAUGAAGGAAAUGAAACUGCUUUGCCAUACAUUUUCAUGUAUUAUGCGUUUUGAAAUCUAAAGAAGUGAACAGUCGGUUCAUCAUAUUUUCACGGGGUAUACUCUAGUGCAACUUGCAUAUUGACCAGGGAUGAUUGUUCGGGUCUUUUCUUUUCCCGAUCAUCUCUUUUGUUGGCAAACUGAA